UAAAAUAAAACGAAAAGUUCUGGACGCACCGCAAAUAUUACAAUUUGCUUACAAUUAUAGCAUGAAUUUCGUGUAUUUGACAUGAUAAUCUGAUAUGGAGACUGAAGAACAACCCUCCGAACCCAAGCAAAUCAACGUCGAAGACCUGAACAUUGAAAUUUUGCCCGUGAUCUACGAAAUCAUUCGUAGUGUAGAGAAGGACCAUCACGAUAACACGGCCAAAACGCGGGAGUCGCAGGACUGUUCCCAGAAAGUGUUGGAGCUGCAAAAACGUCUAGAUCAAGCCAGAGCGGACAUUCGUAUGCUUCCUGGCAUAGAAUACAGCAAAGAACAGCAACUCAAACACUUGGAAGCACUUAAAACUCAAUUGAGGCUCAAGCAAAAUUUACUGCAGAAGUACCGUGACAUGUACCCCUUUCAAAUGCAAAAAUCCUAA
Messenger RNA from Aethina tumida (small hive beetle), 436 nucleotides. RefSeq names its product mediator of RNA polymerase II transcription subunit 9 (gene MED9). The record is from RefSeq and is a predicted model, not a curated record. Gene Ontology annotation, biological process: regulation of transcription by RNA polymerase II. The coding region runs from base 95 to 436 and encodes 113 amino acids. Gene Ontology annotation, molecular function: transcription coregulator activity. NCBI's taxonomy places the organism in Eukaryota, Metazoa, Arthropoda, Insecta, Coleoptera, Nitidulidae. The transcript has 3 exons. Gene Ontology annotation, cellular component: mediator complex.